This is a messenger RNA of Lycium ferocissimum, 633 nucleotides long. RefSeq lists its product as uncharacterized. Bases 1 to 633 code for a protein of 210 amino acids. The record is from RefSeq and is a predicted model, not a curated record. The transcript has a single exon. NCBI's taxonomy places the organism in Eukaryota, Viridiplantae, Streptophyta, Magnoliopsida, Solanales, Solanaceae.
AUGGUUGACGUUCUGAAAACCCAUCCGUCAUCAUGCCCUCCUAGGCCGUUGCGAUCUGACCUAAACUCGAGAGAUCAGACGCUCUGGUGCGAGUUCCACGGAACCCAUGGGCACAAAACCACCGAUUGUAGACAACUCCGGGAGGAGGUGGCCAACAUGCUUGCCUGGGGACAUCUUCGGGAGUACCUGAGCGAGAGAGGAAGGAAUAAUUAUGGUAGAGCCAAUCCCGCCGAAGAGAUGGACGCGCCAAAUGCUCCCCCGCACGUCAUUAAUAUUAUUUUCGGAGGAGCUAUGAUCGCUGGAACCAGCUUCAUAACAUCAAGAAAGAUGAAGAAUUUGGUAACUCGAGAAAAGAGAACUCGGGAACUUCCAGAUGAUGAUACAAUUACUUUCUCCGACGAAGUCGCAGUAGGUGUCACCUUACCCCAUAAUGAUGCUCUUGUCAUCACCGUACUCAUCGAAAGCUGCCAAGUCAAGAGGGUCAUGGUAGAUCCGGGGAGUUUUGCUAAUAUCCUUCGCUGGAAGGUGGUGGAAGAAAUGGUACUUCUUGAGAAAAUGAUCUAUCGGGCCAGACGCUUUCCGGGUUCAAUAUGGCCAGUGAGAUCACCAAGGGCGAGAUUGACCUGCCCGUGA